Molecule: messenger RNA, 1812 nt
Organism: Perca fluviatilis (European perch)
Lineage: Eukaryota; Metazoa; Chordata; Actinopteri; Perciformes; Percidae
Exons: 20
Coding region: 348-1439 (363 amino acids)
Molecular function (GO): serine-type endopeptidase inhibitor activity
Source: RefSeq, a predicted model, not a curated record
AAAAAGGCACUCUAGGUAUUAAAGGAGCUCCUGGGCAUUUAGGUCUAAAAGGCUUGCCUGGCAGCAGAGGUGAAAAGGGUGAACGUGGGUUAGCUGGAGUCAGGGGCGAAAGGGGGAGUGUGCUUCAAAUCCAAGGACCCCGUGGAUCUAAGGGUUCCAAAGGAGAAGCGGGUGAGCGAGGCCCACCAGGUUUUGAUGGUGACAAAGGAGAAAAGGGCGAGGACGGUCCUCCUGGAGUCAAGGGCAUAAAGGGUGACGCAGGCACUAAGGGGGCAUUAGGGCGUUUUGGAGCACGAGGACCAGUAGGCCAGAAGGGAGAUCCAGGAGAGCCGGGACUCAAUGGAGUAAUGGGUCGCAAUGGGGAUCAUGGAGGGGACGGGGCCAAGGGGGACAAAGGAGACAUGGGACUGCUGGGCCAGAAGGGCAAUCAGGGUGAUCCAGGAGAACCAGGCUUACCAGGAGACAGAGGGGAGAAGGGGGAGAAGGGUUUCAGAGGUUUACCUGGACGUAUUGGGAGUCCAGGCCUGGAUGGAGAAAAGGGCGAUAUGGGGUUUCACGGCACCCCUGGUAUACCUGGGCUGAACGGACUCACAGGGCGCAAGGGAGAUAAGGGACAGGGAGGCACCAAUGGUGUUGAUGGUGAUCCAGGAGUGAAAGGACACAAGGGUGCUGCAGGUUUCCCAGGUUUCCCAGGUUUUAAGGGGUCAGCAGGGAAUCCAGGAAUGGAUGGAGAUCAGGGACCACCAGCACCCCCAGGACCCCGUGGGGACACAGGGCCUAAGGGGGACAGGGGCAGAAGGGGCAAAACCAAACCAUGUCAGAGGGGAGCACCCGGGGCUCCAGGACUAAGAGGAGAGAGUGGUACACUGGGUAUUGAAGGAGGAAAAGGGGAGAAGGGGGAGCCUGGACUCUCAGCUGAAGAAGUGAAGGAGCUAGUCACCCUGGAGGUGGUAGAAAAGUGUGGGUUGGAAUACAAGUUCAUGGUAAAGUCUGUGGAUCCAGAUGGAACAACUGCAGUGACUGAGAGUAAAAAUGAGCCAGAUGAUGUGGUGAUAUCCCUCCACCAUCACCUCCAUAAAGAAGAGAUGGAAGAAGAAGGUGAAGAAGUGGAAGAAUAUGGAGACAAGCUGGGAGAAAUUACCAGUCCUGCCCCUGUGAUCCGACCAAACCGCACUGAUUCUCUUGAGUCAGGACAUAGGAAGAAAAGAAGCGUAUUUGGAACAAACACUGCUGUUUCAGCAGCAGACCGCUGCCUGGAGCCGAUGUCAGAGGGGGCUUGUUCAGAAUAUGUUCUGCUCUGGUACUUCCACCCUCGCUCAGGGGAAUGCAGGCCAUUUGUGUAUGGGGGCUGUGGUGGCAACAGAAACAGAUUCCCCACAAGACAUGAGUGCCAGAGUUGGUGUGAGAAGGAGAGGAGAGGUACCGAGGCCUGGAGAUGAAACUAGCAACCCCAUACAAGAAAAUAACUUUUGUACAUAACUGUGUAAAAUGUCAUAACUUUGUAUUUUAUAUUGGAUUUAUUUAUACAUUUUAACAGUGGUUUCAUUAUUGUUUUGUUUUAUGGACAAAGUGUUGAAAGUCAAAAUGUGAAUUUAUUUUUAAUGUUUUUGAAAUGUCAAAAGUGAUCAAUAUUCACACUACUGAAAAAUUAAAUCUGUCUUCUUUUUGUGUGUCUGUUGUGCUCGUCUCGUGUCUCUCCUCUCGAGUCUCUCCUCUCGAGUCUCUUUAUGUAACGCUCAGUCCCCUUUCUUAUGUUUUGUCAGUUGCCCUGCAUUCUGUGCAGUGAGAGAAAUAAGAAGCCGGUAGCUGAUU